CACACUCUCCCACGCAGCGACCAACACCCUCCCCCAUUCCAUUCCCUCCGUCCACCGCACCACCUACCCAGAGAUCAUACCAUCCACCAUGAGAGGGCGAGAGACGCCCAAGGCUCGCAGCGGCGCGGCGACCCCGAGCUGCCCGCAGAGCCCGCUCCGCAUCACGCACGACGGCGAGUUCUACGCGCGCCUGCUCACCAGGGAGAGCUCCCUCGCCAACCCCUCCUUCCGCUACUACGGCGCCGGCCCCGCCGCCGUGCCCUUCGGCUGGGAGUCCCAGCCGGGCACGCCCAAGGACGCCACCUCCUGCUGCAGGCCGCUCCCCGCCGCCGUCCCGGCCAUCACCCCCCCGCCGUCCUACCAUGCGCGGGCCGUCUCGGCGUCGUCGUACGGCGACAGCGGCAGGCUGCAGGGCCGCAGGAGCAAGGGCGCCCCCGCUGGCGACAGGAGCUGCAAGUGCUGCUGCGGCGGCUACAGGAGGCUCAAGUGGAUCAAGAUCGGCUUCAUCGCCGCCGUGUUCCGCCGGAUCGCGCUCGGCAGGUCCCGGGUGUCCUCGUCGCCGUCCUCGUCCGCGGCGUCGGUGCAGUCGUCCUCGUCGUCCACCCGCUGGCUCUUCUCCGGCGGCUCGAGCAGCUGCCUGGACGAGGCCGGUGCCCACCACUACCAGUACUACGAGGCGCCGGCGAUGACGGGGAUGCUCUGCCUCGGGGUCCGGCCGAGCCCGUGGAUGGUGAAGUUCUGCGGCGGCCGGCGGGAGCCCGUCUGGGUGCAGGGCUGGCCGUAGGCCGGGCAGGCCCCAUCGCCGUCCGGUCGCCGUCAUGCACGUCGUUCCGUUCCACUUCCAGUCCAUGCAGCGGGCUGGGCCACCAUAAUUAAAGUUGUCUAUCGACACGACUUGAGGUUGAUCGAUCGUUCCAUUGGUUCCUGCCUCGAUCCGGUGUAUGUUCCUGCGUCUGAUAGCUCUAGGGAUCCAGCAUAAGUGCAUGGUUCGUUUUGGUCGUUUAGCGUUGGCGUGUCGCUGUGGCCGCUGCCGGCCGGAGGACACACGACACGAGCAUGUCGCCAUUUCACCUUUGGAACGUUUGUUGCUGUUGUCUAGUGGUCUAUGGAGAAAUAGAAUGCUUGUUGUCGAUCGCGACUAGA
Molecule: messenger RNA, 1143 nt
Organism: Triticum dicoccoides
Lineage: Eukaryota; Viridiplantae; Streptophyta; Magnoliopsida; Poales; Poaceae
Exons: 1
Coding region: 89-784 (231 amino acids)
Source: RefSeq, a predicted model, not a curated record